Beauveria bassiana ARSEF 2860 is the source of this 867-nucleotide messenger RNA. RefSeq names its product fumarylacetoacetate hydrolase. Gene Ontology annotation, molecular function: catalytic activity. The record is from RefSeq and is a predicted model, not a curated record. The transcript is spliced from 5 exons. NCBI's taxonomy places the organism in Eukaryota, Fungi, Ascomycota, Sordariomycetes, Hypocreales, Cordycipitaceae. The coding region runs from base 1 to 867 and encodes 288 amino acids.
AUGUCUUCCUUUUCAAGGCUGGUCAGAUUCCUGUCCAGCGAUGGACGCUCAUACUAUGGCGACGCCAUUCUCCCACACGGAGAGUCCGACAUUUCCAAGGCAACGAGUGCCCGCAUCAUCGAGGGAGACAUCUUUGGCGAAUACCAAGUCACAGAUCGAGCGACCGAUAUCCGAACUCUUCUACCGCCGCUGGCACCAGCUCACUCUGGCACCGUCCGCUGUCUUGGCCUCAAUUACGCCGACCACGCCAAGGAAAAUAAGCUGCCCGAGCCCAAGUAUCCCGUUCUCUUCUUCAAGCCCCCCACAAGUCUCUCUGGUCCUACAGAUCCUAUUCCUGUUCCUCACAUGGCCCAGGAGAUGGAUGGCCUUGACUAUGAGUGUGAGCUGGUCAUUGUCGUCGGCAAGCAGUGCAAGGACGUGCCCGAGUCUGAGGCUCUGGAGUGCGUAUUUGGCUACGCCGUUGGCAACGACUUGUCCCACAGAGACUGGCAAUUGAAGCACGGGAAUCAGUGGGCUCAUGGCAAGGGCUUUGACGGCUGGGCGCCGUAUGGCCCGGGCAUUGUGUCGGCCAAGUUGAUUGAGGAUCCUCAAUCUCUUGCCAUCUGGACAAAGGUCAACGGGGAGGUGUUGCAAUGUGGCAAUACAGCCGACCAAAUUUUUGGUGUCAAGGAGACGAUUUCGCUCCUCAGCCGUGGCGUUACCCUGAUGCCGGGUGAUCUCAUCUUUACCGGAACUCCCGCUGGUGUUGGAAUGGGACGAUCGCCUCAAUUGUGGCUCAAGGACGGCGACGUCGUCGAGGUCGGACUCGAUCAUGUUGGUACCUGCGUCAACAAGGUCGAGUUUGCAAGGGAUUAUGCCAGGAUAUAG